AUGCCGGCAGCUCAUUUACUCUAUCCAAUUUCUCUCUGGAUUAAGAAGACUACUGAAAAGGAGAUUUUUGAUGAUGAGGAUGAGGAAGAGAAGAAGGAUGAGGAGGGUAAAGUUGAAGAUGUGGAUGAAGAUAAGGAGAAGGAGGAGAAGAAAAAGAAGACCAUUAAGGAAGUAUCUCACGAGUGGUCAUUGGUGAACAAGCAGAAGCCUAUUUGGAUGAGGAAACCUGAAGAGAUUACGAAAGAAGAAUAUGCUGCUUUCUACAAGAGUGUUACCAAUGAUUGGGAAGAGCAUUUGGCUGUUAAGCACUUUUCUGUUGAGGGUCAGCUGGAGUUUAAGGCUGUCCUCUUUAUCCCCAAGAGGGCACCUUUUGAUCUCUUUGACACCAGGAAGAAGCCUAACAACAUCAAACUGUAUGUUCGCCGUGUCUUCAUCAUGGACAACUGUGAGGAGCUGAUGCCUGAAUAUCUUAGCUUUGUUAAGGGUAUUGUGGAUUCUGAGGAUCUUCCUCUCAACAUUUCUAGAGAAAUGCUGCAGCAGAACAAGAUCCUGAAAGUCAUCAGCAAGAACUUGGUCAAGAAGUGCAUUGAGAUGUUCUUUGAAAUUGCUGAGAACAAGGAAGACUAUAACAAGUUUUAUGAAGCCUUCUCUAAGAACCUGAAACUUGGUAUUCAUGAGGAUUCUCAGAACAAGACAAAGCUAGCUGAAUUGCUCAGGUAUCACUCCACUAAGAGUGGUGAUGAGAUGACCAGCCUCAAGGACUAUGUUACCAGGAUGAAGGAAGGACAAAAUGACAUCUACUACAUUACUGGUGAAAGCAAGAAAGCUGUCGAGAAUUCCCCCUUCCUUGAAAAGCUUAAGAAGAAGGGGUACGAGGUUCUCUACAUGGUUGAUGCUAUUGAUGAGUAUGCUGUUGGUCAGCUUAAGGAAUUUGAGGGAAAGAAGUUGGUCUCUGCUACCAAGGAAGGCCUAAAACUUGAUGAGAGCGAAGACGAGAAGAAAAAGAAGGAAGAUUGGCUGCUUAACUUCUAG
Messenger RNA from Glycine soja, 1032 nucleotides. RefSeq names its product heat shock cognate protein 80-like. Bases 1 to 1032 code for a protein of 343 amino acids. The record is from RefSeq and is a predicted model, not a curated record. Gene Ontology annotation, cellular component: perinuclear region of cytoplasm; plasma membrane; protein-containing complex. The transcript has 2 exons. Lineage: Eukaryota; Viridiplantae; Streptophyta; Magnoliopsida; Fabales; Fabaceae. Gene Ontology annotation, molecular function: ATP-dependent protein folding chaperone; ATP hydrolysis activity; ATP binding. Gene Ontology annotation, biological process: protein stabilization; protein folding; cellular response to heat.